Symbiodinium pilosum is the source of this 6300-nucleotide messenger RNA. NCBI's taxonomy places the organism in Eukaryota, Dinophyceae, Suessiales, Symbiodiniaceae. The record is from the annotation of a GenBank genome assembly.
AUGGCGGACCUCACACUAUACAUCACUGAGAUCCAAGUGGUUGUUCAUUCCGGAGAUGCUGAGGGUUUUCUUUGGCACCAUCGCAUAUUGCUUCACAGGGUCGAGGCAGGCAACUGGCUCACUUUGACCCCUGUCUUGGAGAUCCAGAGGCGUGACUUAGGAGCACAACGGCAUCGAGUUUUGGACAGGGCCGCUCCCUUUCCGGCGGACAUCGUGGACGAGAUCUAUGCUCACGACCCCAUUGGGAGAGCCAGCCUUGCCAACUACAAGCGGCAGGCGCAGAUACAGGCUGCUGUGCUGGGGGAAGGUGCCGUCAUCGACACGGACGCCUUCAGCUGGAUCGUGUCGAUCCUCGGCGCGCUGACUUUGGGAGACGCCACUGGCCUCGCCUUUACCUCCAAGGGGGUUAUCUUGCUUGGCGGCGAGGAGGUCUUUGUGGAGCGCGUCGGCAGCAACGAGGUUGAAGAGUGGCGCCGGGCUCGCGGGCUUGAGACCUCCGACGUUCGACUUCUUGGCGACCGUCGUGACCCCAGUGGCAAGAAGCGGCUCGAUCUGAAGGAGGCCGUGGCUUUCAUGAAGUCGCCCGCUGACCCCGAGUUCCCCAUUGCUGGAGUUCGAGUGGCACGCGAGUUCCAUGAGUCAGUGGUCUGGACAUCAUUGAAGGCUCGGCAGCGCUUCCAGAUGGCAGGGCCAGCACUUCGAAACACCGAGUGGGUCACUGGCCGACUCAAGGAGCGGGCAUCCAUUUGGAAGCAGGAAAGGCUCUACAAUCAGGAGCGGCGCCAGCUUCGCACACGUGGUGGUCGGAACGAGGGCGGCGACUCCAGCUCUGAUGGCGCGAUGGUGGCGGCGCCACCGAGUAUGGCGCCGGCUCGGCCAAAUGAGCGCGGGCUGCGGAUGCAUGGCAUGAAUUCAGUGUACGGCGCCCCUCUUUGCACCAUCGGUGUGGGGAUCCUUUUCCUCUACCUCGACUUCCUGAUGGGCGAGGGGGACCUUGCCCGGCGCUCACACCUGUACUCGCAGGAGGCAAGCCCGCUGGUGGCCACGGACCUCGACAAGAUCAAAAUCCUACGUCGACGUCUGGGCCCGAAGAACGCUCGAGACCUUGCUCCCCGCGAAGCACGUGGCUACCUUGAGCACUUCUCCGAACUUGGCUUGGAGCUGGACCUCAUUCUCGAGAACCUGAACGAACCCUACUGGGAUCCUGGACUCAGGCGGGAUAAGCACAAGCGCAUCCUCUUCCAGGCCUUGGACCGCGCCAACCUCCUUGACUUCCGUCGUCAGAGCAAAGCACGCGUUGGAUUCUUCACCGUGCGCAGGAAGGAUGGACAGCAACGACUCAUCGUCGAUGCCCGCCAGGCCAACAGCUGUCACCAUUCCCCUCCGGUGACCCGGCUGGCGACUCCUGCCGGCAUGACCGCUGUGGACUUGAUCAAGGAGACGCUCCUCAGCAGUGGUUUUGGUGAGGCAUUGGACAUGCACGGCGUCAUGGCCGAAGCGGGUGAUGUGGGAGAUUGUUUUUACAAUUUCUGCAUCCCGGAGCUGGCGUCGUGGUUCUGUACGGAUGAUGCCUUCGACGACCUUGAGCUCAGGGAGUACGGCUUUCGCGUGGACAGCGUGUGCAACGACGACACCGGCAAGCGCGAGGCGUUGCAGCCUGGUGAGAAAGUGUACGCGGCCUUCAAGGGCAUUCCCAUGGGCUGGAGCUGGGCACUCUACCUCGCGAACGAGAUUGUCUGCCACCAAGUUGCGGCAACUUCCGGCCAUGAGGCCCCUGAGACAGAGGAGAUACGACCAGAGGCAGAUGGACAGCUUGGGACUUCGGCUGGCUUUUGGCGACCGUUGUACCGCUACGGCCAAACCGCAGAGAGCUUGGAAGUUGUGGCUGGCGGCUAUGUGAACCACCUCCUGAUCAUCCUGGUGAUCUCGGUGGCCGCGGCCAUGCCCCGGGCCAUGACGGCGGACCUGAUCAAGGCAGGCUGCAGCUGUGGGGAGCGGGGUGUUGCGAUGGCGAGAUCUUGGCGGAGAUUGGGCGGCCUGUCCGGCAUCUCUGCGGGCGUCUUGGACAAUGACUUGAUUGUGGGUCCCGGCGGCAGCCUGGCCGAAGAGCAGGGGUUGCUUGGACACUAUGGCGAGCUUGAGUGGCUGCGUGGUGACCCGCCUCGCCUGAUGCUGGAGAAGGUGCUUGUGGGUCUCUACGGUGGUGGUGUCGCCUGCCUGGCUGGCGGCAUGCGUUCCCUGACUUGCCGCGGGUUGUGCUUUGACAACGUCGCCGGCUUCCUGAACGACAAGGCUGAGGAGGAGGCGCAGCGAGCCCACGCGGCGCGCAUCCGGAGGUGGAAGCACGACAUCCAGGAAAAAGUCGGUGCCAUGGCCAGAUGGAUCACGGCCAAGGUCACCAUGAGGCGUGCGAGGUGGGCGGCCAACUUUGACACGGACCGCCUUCGAAGCUUUCUGGACACCUUGGGGGCCAGCUACUCCGGCGGCCGAGCGCGAGGUGCGGAAGAGGACCCGUUCUAUCCUCAGCCGGCGGGCGCGGAAGGCAAAGCGCAAGGUCAGGGUGGCGGGCAUUCCGAAACCCGAUGGAGGACUUCGACCGCUGGCGCUCACGCAGCUGGCGUGGAGGUUGGGGGCGUCCGAGAUGCUGGCGCAGCUGCGGCCUUGGUUCUGUGCGUGGAUGCCGGAGUGUCUUCAUGGCGGGCUGCCCGGGCGCUCCGUCGAUGCCAUUCACGAGCAACUUGGCUGCCUCUUGGAAAGCGCACCUUUGUGGGCUGCAAGGCUGACGUGCGGAAGUGCUUCGACAGGGUUUCUCCGCAGGCAGCCCUUACUGUGCUGCAGUGGCGGGGCGCUCCGGCGUGGCUGGCGGCGAUCCUUGAGGACUUUACACGGAGCAGGAGAGGUGGGUGGCGGUCGCUGGCGUUUUUGCCUCGAUCUGUGGGGGCGGGGGCUUCCUUGCUUCAGGGCUGUCCCUUCUCACCGCUCCUCUUGAACGCCAUGAUGCACAUUUGGAGCAGGCCGGGGAGCGGUGCAACGUUCGGAGACGGCACCCAGGCUGGCGCAGUUGCAGACGAGAUGCUUGGCUUUGAGCUCCACCCCGGCAAGUCCUUUGCGUGCAACGUGGAGCAGCGCGAGGCCCUGAUGGAGCACGCGGACGUCAUCGGCAUCCCCCAGACAACUUUCGUACUGCUUGGCAUCCCAUACAGGCUUACCGGGCACCAGGCCUUCGACGCCAAGGACGUGACCAAGGAGCUGUGGGAGCGAGGUCGGAGGAUACGGCGGGUGGCGGUCCACACAACGAACGACUCGGGCGAGGCGGCGGUGUGGGGUGGGCCUUUGGCCUACCUUCUUUGGACCUUCAUUGGCGUCGACCUGCGCCCGGACUUCGCCAUCAUCGUGACGGUCCUGACCAAGGAGUGGCUCCGACUCGUGCGAGGUGGGCAAGGGCGUCGAGGACUUCGCGUCGACGACGCGCUGGCGGCUGUUGGCUGGCGCACACAGGGCGUGGAGGAGGGAGCUGUGGAGGCUCCCCCAGCUGGCUGGCCGGAGGCCGGCGUUUGCCCCUACCUCAACAACAAGGCGGACGAGGCGGCCACUUUCCAGCUUUCGACGUUGGCGGUGGUUCAGAGCCCUGGAGGUGCGGAUCAAGGAGGGCGAAGCUUGGAGCUACCGGGCGUUGAAUGCCCAACUGCAGGCCACGGAGCCGUGGCACACCGAGGUCAAGAGGGUCGUCUCCGAGAAACGUACCCUCACCUGGCGUGCGAGAAGGGCCGUCGGCUGACGAGCUCUACUACCUCUUCCUUUCCUGGUGGCGGCUACAUCGUGUCAGUGUGCCGUCCUGAUCGAACACUACUACUACUGGAAGUUGUGGCUGGCGACGCGUGGACUUCUUCGGCGAAGGCGAAUUUCUGGCCGGCUACUCCGCGUGUACCUCGGCUUGGCGAACUUCACUUUCAGCUUUUGUGGCCGGCCAUGGCUGUCUUUUCUGCCACCUACAAGUUUGCAGCACAGCGUGGGGACCGCCGGGCAACUUUGUGGCCCAGCGUUCGGGGAGAACUUCGGCAAGCGCUUGGGCUGAUCUUCUUGGUGGAGCGUGAGAUGUCUGCACCUUUUUGCAAGGAGGUGCACAUUGGCGAUUCUUCUGACCGGGGAUACGCUCUCGUGUAUACCCAAGCUACACACCGUGAACUUCAAGCAGCUUUGGAUCACCGAGAAAAGUGGCGCUUCAUCCCGCAGCUGGACACCAAUGAGCUCUCUUUGCCCAAGUUGCCCGAGGACGAGCCCUCUGGCUACAUUGGACAAACACCUGAGGCUGGAGUUGGGACGCGGACAAGCUAUGGACGCUACCUCAACAUGAAGGCCGAUCGCGAGUACUCAUCGGCCUUGUCUGACGAGCGACGCUGGACGUUGGUGACUUCGGCGCCGUGGAAGAACGUCUCCGAACAUCAACUCAAGGAUUGUGCAGAAGGGCGCUGGGGCCCAGACUUUGUAGACUUUGUGCGGGCUCAGCGAGGACAACCUCUCCUUCCUCGGCAACCUGUGGAACCUGACGACGACAUCCAGGGCGUGACUUUGCGCGCCGACUCGCUGGAGCUGGACACGUCGACCAGUGGACCUCAGACUGCGAUCUUGUCUGGCACGGCGAACCUCACUCGGGCAGUGUCGCACGCCCCUCUCCGAGUACUUCCUGACAUAGAAAAGGCGAAGGGGCAGCAGUUCGACCUCAAUCCUCGGACUCAGAAUUUUCUGCUGAGCUUGGUCAAAACAGGGAUCCUUUGGUGUGUGCACUUGGGGACUCCAUGUACUGUGUGGUCAUGGGCCCGUCGCAACAUUCGGGACUUUGGCAAGGCUAGGUACAAGCAGGCUGUGGGUGUUGCGUGGGCUCUCUUCUCAGCACGCAUGAUAAGGGCUUGUCUUCAGCGUCACGUUUUCGUGUCGCUUGAGAACCCUCAGACCAGCAGACUUUGGCAGUUUGGACCAAUACGUGACCUGUUUAAGAUCCGGGGCGUGUCUUUCUUCACCUUGCACAUGUGCGCCUUCAAUCAACCUUACAAGAAACCAACCAGCAUCUUGACCAACGUGUCAUGGCUUUGUGCAUUUCAAAGACGUUGCAGUGGAGGGCAUGUGCAUCAGCAGUUGCGUGGCAGCGAGAGUGUUGUCAUUGAUGGCAAGCAGACCCGCGUGCUCGACUACCUCCAUGGCCUUGAAAAGGCGGCGAGUGGAGCUCGACGCCAACUUGCUGCGACUGCCGGACGAGGCGUUCAAGCAAGUGACGACUUUGCGGACACCGAGCUCUUCGUCGACGGCCGCCCCUUCCUCAAGGAGUCCCGGCAGUACAUCCGCACGCGCCCCGUCGUCUUCGGCCAGUUCGACGCCUUUGACAUCGCGAAGCUCGCUGGCUACCGACAAGGAGGCGGCGCCCAAGCGAAGACUUUGGAUGCGUACCGCAAGCACAUUCGAGCUUUUGAAGCCUGGGCUGCGCCAACAAGGCGCCGCAUUACCAAGGCCAACCUGGAUCAGAUGGUCACCAGCUACUUGACUCGCCUUGCCCUUGAGGAUGAGGCGUCACCUUCUGUGGGCUCCUACCUGAUCUACGGCCUUCAACUCCUUCGCAACACGGUGCCUCGGCAACAAUUCCUUCCGAGCGCGAAGGAGGCGCUGGCGGGCUGGAAGAAUCUUGCCCCUGGAGGCAUGCGGCUCCCGGCUCCUGAGGAGUUUGUCUUUGACUUCGCCACGUUGACUCUGGAGCAGAACAACAUUGACAUUGCCUUCGCCGUUGUUUUGCAGUACGGCACGUACAUCAGGCCUUCAGAAUGUUUGGGGCUCAGCUGCGCCAACGUUGGGUUCCCGGCUGGUGGUCGCUACGACGCUUGGUCACUGGUUCUGGCGCCCUUCGAACUUGGCUCCUCUACCAAGACCGGCAGCUACGACGACUCCGUGCUCAUUGCUGAUAGGCCAGAUCGCAAAUGGCUCAAGGAGGCCAUGAAGUUCUACAUGAAGCUUGUGGACCACAACCUUUUUGAGCACCUCUCACUGGAGCGCUACAAGCAGUGGUUCAAGACUGCAGCCAAGACGCCUCACUACAAGGCCCAGUGUGUUAUGCCUCACAUUUUACGGCACUCCGGGGCCUCCAACGAUGCCUUCCACAAACGCAGGACACUGCUCGAGAUCCAGAAGAGGGGAAGAUGGCAGGCUAAGAAAUCGGAUACGAAAAGCAUGCUCUUCUUCUCAAACGGUGGGAACAAGCUCCUCGGGAUCGGCAUGCAGCCAUCCGUCGGAGAUCCCAGACGCUACCUGCUGUGA